This is a messenger RNA of Cladocopium goreaui, 534 nucleotides long. The record is from the annotation of a GenBank genome assembly. Lineage: Eukaryota; Dinophyceae; Suessiales; Symbiodiniaceae.
AUGACUUCAGAUAUGCGACAGAAGCGCACUAUGAUGAAUUGGGGAUUUCAGUGUCAAUGCGAGGUCUGUCAACCUGCUGGAUUGAAAGAGGUGCAGGACCUAGUGCGAUCCACAGAUGACGGCAACAUGUCGGAUGCGGAUAUGGCAGCACUGGUUGGACCAGAUAAAAUGGCAUUGCUGGAGUGGAAGUUUGAAUCCAAUCAGCGGCGGCAGAGGCUCCAUGAGCUGAAUACCCGAUUGAACGCAGCAUCAUCAUUGGCUAUGGUGAAGCGAAUUGUGGAAGAAAUGGACAGCUUGUAUAGAAAGGAAAAGAUUUUGCCACACCUGCUGGUAGAGGUACAGAUUGCUUUGGACCUUCUGCAGGCUCAUGUUGGCUUUGGUGGACAAGAGGUUAAGAAGUGGUGCAAGACCUUGUACAACACCAAACGUUUGUUGGCAGGCGAGAAGGAUCCUAAAACGAAGAAGGUCAAAGAGUGGUUGUCGCGGUCUCCUAGCAUCAAGGAGGUCAUUGACUUUGCCAAUUCUUCAGACUAG